AUGGCCGAGAAAUUCAAUGGUUUUAGCCACGACGAUAUACUCAAAAUAACCGGAGUGAAGGAGGGAGGCAACGCACACAGGCCACAGAGUGCGGAAGCAGAAGAAUAUCCGGCAGGCAGAUUAAAUGCCAAAGCAGCAGCAUCUCAAGCGAAGUCUCAACAAGUUGCAGCAGCAAAGAAGACCACCACCAAAUCGGGCAGGAGCACUCCCACGGAAUCGACAGCACCUCCCACGCCAAACACUGACGUCGUCCCGGCUCAAGUUUCACUGAACUUGGACCGUCCGCUCUCCGACUCUCUGGUGGAAGCUCUCUACUAUGGCAAGGCCUCGGCUCCCUCGACGGGCAGAUCUGUUGCUACCACUGCCACGUAUGCGGAAGCUGUUGCCGCUAGUAGUGGUGGCGUGGCUAGUGGCGACGGCGACACCAGCGAAGCGACAAUAGAUGACAGCUCAAUACUGAAGAUAAGCAAUAGUAAUAAAAAUGGCACCAGCUCUGAUGAUGCCGCCAGCAUACUGCCCAGCACCAAAGACUUGUCGCGGGAGGGCCUGAACACGGACUCGCCCUUCAAGGGCGUCUCUCUGCAGUACUUUGAGCAGCAUCGCAAGAUGAUCCAGGAGCAGAAUAAGCAGAAGAAGCAAAUGCUCUAUCAGGCCAUCGAGCAGCACACACAGAAAACGGCAGCGGAGUCGCGCAAAAUCGAGGAAAUACGUCACGAACUCUCCAAACUGGAGAGCGAUCUGGCCGUAGAUGUGGCCAUGCUGAGGAAGCAGAUUGACAACGCUUGCAUACAUUUUGCCAAUGUAGAAAAACAAUAUGUGCGGAUCGAGGCUCAAUUCCUGAAGGCUAAGGUAGACCUGCACAAUGCUUCGGAGAAGAAGGAACUACUGACAGAACAUCUCUGCACUGUCAUAGCCCACAAUGAGGAUCGCAAGGCCCAGAAGCUCACGGAGCUGAUGCAGAAAGUAGGCCUGGCGCCAACCGACGAGCCCCCGACCUCGCCACAGAAUCUGAGUGAAUCUUAAAUUAAAUUAAAUUAAAUUUGUAAUUUUGAAUGCUCUAUAAUUUUUAUGUCUAUUUUUACUUAAGCAACAAAGUGCAAAUUGCAAUAAAUAAUGUGUAUUUUAAGUGUAAAUUUUAA
Molecule: messenger RNA, 1139 nt
Organism: Drosophila miranda
Lineage: Eukaryota; Metazoa; Arthropoda; Insecta; Diptera; Drosophilidae
Product: RAB6-interacting golgin-like
Exons: 3
Coding region: 1-1023 (340 amino acids)
Biological process (GO): non-motile cilium assembly
Source: RefSeq, a predicted model, not a curated record